AUGGCUGCCGCCUUGGGGUUAUUCUCCAAAUUCUAUCUACAUCGUUUCAAUCUCAAGUGUCCACAACAGGCGGACGGCAGGUUGAGCGUUGCGAAUUCAUCUGACGGCGACGUCAACUUUAGAUACAUGGGCAUUGAGGCCGCUGAAGGGAACGAGAUCCGCGUAUUCAAGGUAUACGAGGCGCCGGUUCAUACUGGCGAGAAACCUUCAAGUGUGGGAUGGAUCAAGGUCAAGAAAGCGAAGGGUAUGGUGAAGCUUUCGUCAUUUUCGAAGAACAAGAUCAAACCUGGCAAGAAAUAUACCGCAGUUGUGCUGCGGCGCCCCGACUACGACUGGCUCGCUCCGCCUGUCAACUUCACUAUGCCAUGGGAUGGGCUGCUGGCCGGCAAACCUAGCAGUAAAAAUAUGCCCGGUGAGGACGUUGUGUCCAAUGAAACCUACGGGCAUUGA
Messenger RNA from Beauveria bassiana ARSEF 2860, 450 nucleotides. RefSeq lists its product as uncharacterized. Lineage: Eukaryota; Fungi; Ascomycota; Sordariomycetes; Hypocreales; Cordycipitaceae. The transcript is spliced from 2 exons. Bases 1 to 450 code for a protein of 149 amino acids. The record is from RefSeq and is a predicted model, not a curated record.